This is a messenger RNA of Rhodamnia argentea, 944 nucleotides long. Its product is annotated as probable WRKY transcription factor 33. NCBI's taxonomy places the organism in Eukaryota, Viridiplantae, Streptophyta, Magnoliopsida, Myrtales, Myrtaceae. The transcript is spliced from 3 exons. Bases 195 to 689 code for a protein of 164 amino acids. The record is from RefSeq and is a predicted model, not a curated record. Gene Ontology annotation, biological process: regulation of DNA-templated transcription. Gene Ontology annotation, molecular function: sequence-specific DNA binding; DNA-binding transcription factor activity.
CAGGCAGAUUAUCAUCACAGAAGCUUCCCCCGCUCGCAGCAGCAGCAGCAGCCGCCAGGUCUGUACCCUUAUGGUGACUACCUUUGGUUUCUCUUUCCUCACUUCUUCCCACCGUAACUUCUGUUGGUUUUCCUCUUGGAAAAUUCGCGCGCGAGCUUGGAAAAGGGGUGAUGUAACCCCUCCAUUUGCAGGAUAUGUGGAAAAAAACACAUGAGAGGGUGAGUGCGUGCGUGCGGGCGCGUUGCUUUCAUGGCGUCUUCCACAUCCUUGCCAUGUACUUUCUCAGAACCCCAAAGCCAGAAAAGCCCUCGCAGGGGAAGCUGAGUAGAAGUAAAUCGGCCAAGAAAGACAUGGACCGAGAAGCCGGUAACAGAUUGGAAUUACCUCAAGACGGUUAUGAAUGGAGGAAAUACGGCCAAAAAUUCAUCAAGAACAUUGGCAAAUUUAGGAGCUACUUCAAGUGCCAAAGGGCCGGAUGCGAUGCGAAGAAGAGGGCCGAAUGGUCGGAGACGGAGCCGGGAGAUUUGCGAGUUGUGUACGAAGGGGUCCACAAUCACGGCUCCUCCUCGCAAGAUCAGUCCGGUUCAUCGCAAUCCGGUGCAUCCAGCACGCGUUCCAACCAAUAUAACUUACUCAAUCAAAUGUUUGGAGACAACCCGCCUUCUGAUUCCAAGCGCUCUAAUGAUUAAAAAUCUCAACGUCUCGCAGAUUCAUCUAGUUGUAUUGCAAUGAGGUGGUAUUCUAUGUAAAACCAAAUUCCCCUCUUCAUCUCGGAUCUGCGUUUAGGUUCUUUUUCCCUGAAUCCCGGGUAUGUUUAGGUUCUCUGCUGCUGUCUCCUGAUAUGGAACCUGAGUUUGCCUCUCAUCUUUUUCCCUCUUUGCCUCCUUUAUGUCUUGGUGCCCAUGAAAAAUAUCAGCUACAAGAACACCAGACCUUGUCUUUGG